Messenger RNA from Apis cerana (Asiatic honeybee), 5258 nucleotides. It is a transcript of the gene Cbl, whose product is annotated as E3 ubiquitin-protein ligase CBL. Gene Ontology annotation, cellular component: membrane raft; plasma membrane. The record is from RefSeq and is a predicted model, not a curated record. Gene Ontology annotation, molecular function: calcium ion binding; phosphotyrosine residue binding; ubiquitin protein ligase activity. Gene Ontology annotation, biological process: cell surface receptor signaling pathway; negative regulation of epidermal growth factor-activated receptor activity. NCBI's taxonomy places the organism in Eukaryota, Metazoa, Arthropoda, Insecta, Hymenoptera, Apidae.
AGCGUCAUGCGGACGUAAGUGAAAUCAUAAUUAACGAGCUAUGGGCACGCUUGGUCGUGUCGAAAGAUUCGUUGAUGGUAUCCGCUGUUGUCAGUACGAAGUAGAAAGAGUAGGAUGUGGUAUCGUACAACGUUAUGGUAUUUCUCAUGGCUGCGAUUUCAUGAGAAAGUUGUUAUAAUAAUGAAUGAAUUUUGUUGAGGGACAUGCAGUAUACUAUAUCACGCGAGUGUAGGACAAGUUAACCUAAAGCAGUGUCUGUGGCUUUGUCGAAAGUGAAGUGUAAAAGUGCGCGGGACUCGCAUUGAGAGCGAGUACCAAGAAGUCUUAGUGUCGUGGGAUAUGCACACACAUGUCAAGAUGUCGUCGGGAGGACAUAGCAGUCGUACUCGAGCUGUACACAUAGGUUCAAUAUUCCAGAAACUUCACGGUCGGUUUGCUGAUCCUAUGACACUGCCGAAACUUUCGACCGACAAGCGAAUGCUUGAUAAGACUUGGAAACUUAUGGACAAAGUAGUUAAAUUAUGUCAACAUCAAAGGAUGAAUUUAAAAAAUUCACCACCAUUCAUCCUGGACAUUCUACCAGAUACGUAUCAAAGAUUGAGACUGAUAUAUAGCAAAUAUGAAGAUAGGAUGCAGGUGUUACAUAGUAACGAACAUUUUUGUGUUUUCAUUAAUAAUCUUAUGAGAAAGUGCAAGCAAGCAAUUAAGUUGUUUAAAGAAGGCAAAGAAAAAAUGUUUGAUGAGACUUCACAUUAUCGUAGAAAUUUGACUAAACUCAGUCUUGUAUUUAGUCACAUGUUAUCCGAAUUGAAGGCCAUUUUUCCAAACGGAGUAUUUGCCGGACAUAAAUUCCGUAUUACUAAAGCAGAUGCAGCUGAAUUCUGGAAAGAAAGUUUUGGAAUCAGUACAUUGGUUCCAUGGAAAGUAUUCAAAGAUAAGUUGAACGAAGUUCAUCCAAUAAGUUCUGGAUUACAAGCCAUGGCAUUAAAAUCUACGAUAGAUCUCACAUGCAAUGAUUAUAUUUCUAAUUUUGAAUUUGACGUAUUUACGAGGUUAUUUCAACCAUGGUCUACACUUCUCCGUAAUUGGAAAAUUCUAGCUGUGACACAUCCUGGAUAUGUAGCUUUUCUAACUUAUGAUGAAGUGAAAGCACGUUUACAGAAGUAUUGUAGUACUAGACCUGGAAGUUAUGUAUUCAGAUUAAGUUGUACAAGGUUAGGACAAUGGGCUAUUGGUUAUGUCACAUCAGAUGGUGAUAUCCUUCAAACAAUACCUCACAAUAAAAGUCUUUGUCAAGCAUUGCUAGAUGGAUAUAGAGAAGGAUUUUACUUAUAUCCUGAUGGUCGUAAUAUAAAUCCAGAUUUAACAUGGGCAGUUCAACCUACUCCUGAAGAACAUAUAAAAGUAACAGCAGAACAAUAUGAAUUAUAUUGCGAAAUGGGUAGUACAUUCCAAUUAUGUAAAAUUUGUGCAGAAAAUGACAAAGAUGUGAGGAUAGAACCUUGUGGACAUCUUCUUUGUACUCCAUGUCUUACCGCUUGGCAGGAUUCUGAAGGACAGGGUUGUCCGUUUUGUCGAGCUGAAAUUAAAGGAACUGAACAAAUAGUAAUUGAUCCGUUUGAUCCACGAAGAACACAUCGACCAGGAACGCAAUCGGCAUCUGCUAGUAAUGCAUCAACUCCUACGCGGGACCUUGACCCGGACACCGAGGAAAUCAUGGAUUUGUGUAACGGACAUUGUGGACUAAUGUGUUACGACUCAGACGAAGAAGAAGAUUCUAGUCCAACAAAUUCACCAAUUUCAACGCGAAGAAUUGUACCAAGUCCACCACUACCUCCUCGACGACCUUCUCCAUCACCCACGCCGAAUAGUCAUUCAAGAAAUGGUCGUCAUUUGACUGUUCCGAAAGAGAAUGCUCCACCACCGCCGUCAUCAACAAUCAAUUCAACAGCAUUCAAUUCUAAUACCGACAAUCAACAAAACAAUAAUAUAAACUCUGAAGCAGGAUACGAUAUGCUACAUCGGGCCUCUUCACCUUCUCCAGUUCCAUUGAUACCUCCACUUACAAUGGCCAGAACUCAUAUUCGUCGAUCACAAGGAAAUCACUUAAUCACAUCACAACCACAACUACCGCCAACAUUACCUGAAAAGCCGAGCCGUGCCAGCGGAUCUUCGACAACGCUCUCUCAAAUUGCGUCUAGCAAUAAUGUACCACCAGUUCCGCCUCCAUUAUCAGUACCACGACCGCCGAAAACAGUCAAUAAAGAACAUAACAGGCACGACCAUCAUUACGAGAACACAAUUGUGAUACCUGGUACAAGACAACAUGUCGUGAGGAACAUUAAUCUAGAAGCGAAUACAGCUCGAUUGUCCGCUCUGAUAAGAGGUAAGGACGAUCCCACAGGUUCUUCUAAACCUGAAUCCGCAGCAUAUGAGAACGUGAAUGUUGAACAUAUUUCCAAGUUAACAGCUCUAGGAUUCGCACAAGAUGCUGUAAUUAGAGCCCUCGGUAUUACUCGGAACGAUCUUGAAAUGGCUUGUGACAUACUGCACGAAUUUGCUACGAAAUCGUCUUGACCAGGAUUAAAUACCGAAGAAUCAUAACCGAUUCUAUAUAUUGUACUUUUGAUGAAUAUUAUGCGUGGAAACGCGUGAAAUUUGCUAUUGCUAAUUACUGGAAAAUAUUAUUUUUCAUCUGAAAGCUCAGACGUAUUGUAAGUCGAGCAAUAUACGUAUUGAGAAACAGAAAUUUCCUAUCCAGUUAAUCAGCAAUAUUCUUUACUGUUUUUGCAUGCAUCAUGCGUCAAUACUUUUUUAACUUUGUCACCUAACUGAAUGAUUUAUAGAAGAUAUCCUGAAAUAUCAUUGUAUUUCCUUGUUAUAUAUACUCGUAUAUACAUAUAAUUAAUACAAAUAGAAGACUGCUUAAUACUGUGAAGAUGAAAGAUGCGAAAAAUAUUACAAAUGUAAGUAAGAAUUUUGAACUUUAUAAGAAUAGUUCGCGGCCGCUGAGUACAAAGUUUUUUAUUUUCCACGAUCGAUAAGCAAAAAUCUAUUGCAUACAUAUUUCCUUAAGUAAUUUUCCACAUUUCAUGUAAAAUAAUUGUUUUUUAAACUACUUAAGGCAUUUUUAAAGAAAAAAAUUCAUAUACAAUUACAUAAUAUUGUACAGUGGCCAAAUUUAUUAAUAAGCUAAUUGAAACAAUUCUUCUCUUUUUGACAAAAUCUAUUUCUCUUUCUUGUUGCUUUAGAAAAGAAAUACUCAGAUCAAAUUUUUACAAAAUAUUUAAAAUAAUACCUCAUAUAUAUUGUAGAAAUUCGUGGAUAUACACACACAUGUAUAUUCUCUAUAUUAAUUAUAACAUAUUAUUAACUACGUACUAAAAUUAUAAUCGUUUUAAUUUGAUUCAAAAAAUUCUUGCAUAUUUCUCAUAUGCUCCGUAGGAUUGAUAUUAAUUGUACAAAAUGUUUUGUCGAUCGCAUAUAAUGAUUAGCAUAAUUUAUCAAAUGUGAUAUUUUAUUUUUUAAUAAUUAUCAACUAUACUGAAUAGAUCUAUCGAUAUAUAUUCUGAAAAAUGAAAUUUAUAAAUUGAUAUUUAAUUAUGUUUAAAAAAAAUGAAAAAAGAUAAACAUAUUAGAUAAAUUUAUUUUAGAACAAUUUUUAAUAAUUUUUAUUUGAAUAAUUUAAAAUAAAUUCAAAGUAAAAAUACUCGUAAUUUUAAAAUUUCUAUAAAAUUCAACAAAAAUUCUUUAUAAUUCUAUGAUUUUUCUUAUUAAUUCUAAGUACUUUAAUAAUUGCUUAGCAAAAAAUUUACAAUAUAUACAUAUAGAUAUUUUAUUUUCAUGAAAUAAAUUUGAACCGGAAAGAAAACCGGUAUAUUCUUCAAUACGUUAAAUAAAUUGCAUUAGAAUCAAUUCUACCUCGCGAUCAUACCAAAGGAAUGUUAUUCUGUAAUUAAAUAAAAUAGUAUGUUAUUUUAGAGUCUAGAAUUUAGACUACAUAUAUAUAUAUAUAUAUAUAUAUGAAGAGUGCAAUUAAAAUAUUUAAAAACAUUUUAGAGCACAAGUCAUAAUGUUGCACUUACAAAAUGAAAAAUUACAAAUAAUCUUGUAUUGUAAAUAAUCGUUUAAGUGCGAUUUGUUAUUUAGAGUGCUCGAGUGUUGUUUGAACUUAUAAAUUGAUCAUAUUUAAUGAAAAUAAAUGUUUUAUUUAGUUUAUUAAUGAUUGCAUAAAUUAAUUAUUCAAUUCCGAUUAUUGCAAUUUGCAAAAAAAAGCUUUAUUGAGUUAUUAUUCUUUAUUACAAAAUUUCAUAAUUUGAUAAAUUUAGAUACUAUUUUCCUGUAUUUUUUCUAGUUUUUCUUUUUGAUUGGUAUAUUAUAACGUAUCGUUAAUAAGUAAAAUAUCUUGAAAAUCCAAAAAUAUAUCUAUUACAUUUUUUGCCAUAUAAUAGCAUGCAAGAUUAAUUAUUUGGUGCAAUAUCUAGAAUAGAAUGUAGUUAUCCUAGAUUGAAUUAUUGUAAAAAUUGUUUUGCAUUUUUCUCCAAAUAAAUUAACAUGUCAUUUAUAAAACUAGAAAAUAUUCAAUAUGCUUGAGAUAUAAUUAAGUAUAUCACGAUACCGAAGAUAAUUCUAUCUCCAUUCUUUUGUAUUUUUCGGCUUCUUGUUUACUAACCGAAGGUAUCAAAUCGUAUGCUGCUUUUGAAAAAUCUUCUAAUUCUACGACAACAUAUUCGUUUAAUUUAACAUCUUUAGAACUAUUUUGAUAAUUGUUUAAAAUUUUACGUGCUGCAUUUAACCAUGCAUUUGAACAAACAGAAUAUAAAUCAGCACCAGUUGUAUGAUUAGGCAAUUGAGAUAUAAACUUCUCUAAUUCUUUUCCAUUUUCACGGAAUUUAAAUUUACGAGUUAAUGCCUUUAAUACAUUAAAUUGCGAAUCACGAUCACAAUGAAUCCCUACAUAUAAUAAUUUAUCGAAUCGACCAGGUCGAAGAAGGGCAGGAUCAAUGAGAUCUGGUCUGUUUGUAGCUCCUAUUAUAAAUACAUUAUUUGAAUAGUCAAGACCAUCCAUUUCUGCGAGCAAUUGAGAUACCACACGAUCCAUUACACCUCCGCUAUCACCACUUCGUCCACGAUUAGGUGCUAAUGAAUCCAAUUCGUCAAAAAAUAUUAUACAUGGCACUGCUGCUCUUGCUCGUUCGAACACUACGAUAUUGUAUUUUUUAUUUUUAAGAUAUAUAUUUAAUAUAUAUUUCAUUAUC